Messenger RNA from Scylla paramamosain (green mud crab), 3646 nucleotides. Its product is annotated as zinc finger protein 316-like. Lineage: Eukaryota; Metazoa; Arthropoda; Malacostraca; Decapoda; Portunidae. The record is from RefSeq and is a predicted model, not a curated record. Gene Ontology annotation, biological process: regulation of transcription by RNA polymerase II. The transcript is spliced from 4 exons. Gene Ontology annotation, molecular function: DNA-binding transcription factor activity, RNA polymerase II-specific; RNA polymerase II cis-regulatory region sequence-specific DNA binding. Bases 698 to 2632 code for a protein of 644 amino acids. Gene Ontology annotation, cellular component: nucleus.
UGAGCAUCUGUCAGAAAGUCAUAGAAAUUAUAGACUUUGCUGUUUGUACUUGGUAUUAUGCCUUGAGGUGGCUGUAGACCACAAGGAAAUACCUCAUAGUGGUCAACAAUUAACCCUUAAAAUCUGGGUGGUUUGUUGAAGCACAUUAAAUCAAUGUAUUCCAACUUGAGAUAGUACAAAACUAGACACUCAUACUGAGACUGACUAGACACAACACACAGGUCACUGAUGUUAAGACAGCAGCCGUGCGCCUUAGCAAGAGCACGUAACCUGAGCCUCAAUAAGAGUAUGAGACAGCCAGCGGGUUCAGAGGGUUAAGGUGAACGACAGCUGUCACAGGGUUAAUUAAUUAUCUGUGUAGUGAAGCGAUGUGAUAUUAAUGAAAUGACAAUCCAAACCUAAGCUAACUUGACCUAACCCUCUGAUACAAAUGGUAUAAUUUCUCACUAUCUUUUAUAUAUUUAUUUUAUGCUUUAUUUUAAAUUGUGAUAUACUCGUGAAGGGAUUAACAGUGAAAUUAAUGAAGGGAAUUACUCUAAACCUAACCUAAUCCUCAGAUGGAAAUGUUAGGCAUGUUUUAGUCACCUUACUCUGCCUGUUGGAAUUGUGCUAACCACCAAUGAAGAAUUACACAUGUGGGUCCUGACAGGCAAGUAACAGGCCUUGUGGUGCACCCCAGUCAUUGGUUGUAGCAGGCAUGGGAGUGGAGGACUUGGCCAGCAUCCCGCAGGAGGCCAAGAGUAAUGGAAGUGGACCCGUGACACCCCCACCCCCUGGCAGCACACACAACACUGGCCAGAAAGGAAGCACAGAAGACACACCAGUUAGUGGCGUCCCCAGUGGUGCCGUGUGCCUGACGUGUGGGAGUCCUGGCGCCUGUGUCAGUGUGUACAGCCGAGUGGACAACGUGGAGCCGCUGCUCAGCCUGCUGGGCCACACCCUGCGGCGGCCGGCAGGGGAUAUUGCCCUGCACAGUGACGUGGUGUGUGGCCGCUGCCAUGCACACUUCAGGCUCAUGCACCGCCUCAUGUCCCGGCUGGCCCGGCUGGCCCGGCAGACAACGCUUGGAUUUAACCGCACUGCUCGCUGGUUCACCAGGCAGCAGCAGCAGCAGCAGCAGCAGCAGCAGCAGCUGGAGGAGGAGGAGGAGAAGUGCCUGUUAGUGGUGGAUGGGGCUGGAGUGGAUGGCAGUGCAGGUGGCAUCGUGGGUCGGGCACUGGCCAUGGCAGGCAGUGCUGGUGCCAGGCAGGCCAGGCCGGGGCGUGGCAGCAGUGCAGAGCGCAGGUUUGAGUGUCCUGUGUGCAGCAAGAAGUUUGUGGCAUACAGCCACCGCGUGGAGCACAUGCUGGUGCACACUGGGGAACGUGCCUUCCAGUGCGGCGACUGUGGUUUCCAAGCGUCUACCAAGUCCAACCUGGCACGGCACCGGCAGCGCCACAGCCAGGAGAGCCGCUGCCACCUGUGUGGCAAGACCCUGGCCAACAAAUUCUCCCUCAAGGAGCACCUGCGGACGCACAGCGAGGAGCGGCCCCACCGCUGUGGCCAGUGUGGCAAGGCCUUCCUGCGUCGCCGAGAGCUGCGCGUGCAUGAGCGUGGGCAUGGCGUGGGCGAAGCACCGUGCCACGAAUGCCCUGAGUGCCACAAGACCUUUGCGCUGCGCUCCCGCCUGGCACGCCACUCACUGGUGCACCGCCAGGACAAGCAGUUUGUGUGUGGCGUCUGCAAGAAGGAGUUUUCACGCAAGGAUGACCUAAAGUGCCAUGAGCGCGUCCACACCGGGGAGAAACCGUACUCCUGCCACCACUGUGGCCGUGCCUUCCGCUACGCCUCAAACUGCCGCAGCCACAUGCGCAUGCACCAGCGCUUGGGCCUUGCCUGCCGCCACUGCAACAUGACCUUCCCCACGCAGGGCAAGUAUGCCACACAUCUCAAGUCACGCAACCACCGCCGACGGUGUGAGGCAGAGGAGGCGGAGGCAGUGGAGGAGGAGGUGGAUGAGGGCAUGACAGGAGUGGUGGAUGUGCCUGAGGUGAGCUGUGGUGUGUGUGGCAUGGCCUUCGAGACCCUGGACCAGUUGUCGGCGCACACCCUGGCCUCGCACAUCACCACUCCAAUGCUGCCUGAUGCUGCAGACACCAGCAUCAUCAUCUCUGGCAUGGGUGUGGACGGUGGUGACCGGGUGGUGUCUUUCAGCCAGCUGGAGGGUGUGAGUGUGGUGGUAGAGGUGGAUAGGGAUGCAACACCCUUACCCAUGCCUCUCCCUCACCCCUCCCCACCCUCCACGGCCCUUCUAGCCAGCGAUGAGGAGCCCCCUCCUCCCUCCCCAGCACUCCUGCCCUUUACUCAGGUGGGAGAGGGAGUAGGGGGCACCAUCUUGGCUUCUCUGGCAGAUGGUGAUGAGAUGGUAGUGUGUACAAGGGAAGAGGAGGAGAUGGGAGCUGGUCACCAUGCUAUCACUGCACCCAUCACCACAGCUGUCACCACAGCUGUCACUGCAGCUGUGACUGCCACCACCACAACCUACAGCAACACCAGCACCAUCACCACCACAGUUUCACCACCACUACAGCAACAGACGGUCACCAUUCUCAACCCUGUUUUUAAGCUUGCUGACUGGGAUCCAAAUGAGUGAGUGAGUGAGUGUGUAUGUGUGUGUGUGUAUCAAUGGUAUUGAUACACACACAGUGUGUUUCUCAGUGGUAUUGAGAAAUGCUUUGCUUUCUCACCAUGACUAUUUUCAAAGGCCACAGAGAUAAUUAGCUUGGGUUCUCAAGAGUUUCUCCUGUUAACAAUGUGGAAUUCUUGUUAAUCUGUCUCCAAGAUCAUAAAAACAUCCUUAAAAAAUAGUCUUUUCAAAGUAGUGGAGAUUUGCAAGAGUAUUUCUCCUGCUAAUAAUGUAGAAUUUUUGUCAGUCUAUCUCUAGAACCAUGAAAAACAUCCUUAAAAACCUGUGAACUUCACCUUAACUAUUUUCAAAGGCCACAGAGAUGAUUAGCUGGGUUCUCAAAACUGUUUAUCUUAUUCAUAAUGUUGAAAUCUUGCUAGUCUGUCUCUAGAACUAUAAAACACCCUUAUAAACCUAUUUAACUUUAACAAGAGCCUCUUGGAAGUAGCGGAAGGAUGGACAGAAGUGUUUCGGAAUAUGGGAUUAUCUCCUUACAUCCACUCACAAUUUUACUCCUUCACCACACAUACCUCCUCUGCCUGCAAAUUGAGGUCUUGAACUAAGGUGGUCAGGCUGGUGGUCCAUGUGUGAGUGGCUUAUUGUUGGCUGUGCUUGGUCUUUCAUGGGUAUUUCAUGUGUGAUUCAUUAGGAUCACUAGUACGUCGGCAGCUGUGGUGUGCCUCAGCUUCUGGGGUGUAGUAGGGCAGUCCAUGAGACCUGUCCCUUUCCACCAGGGGUCGACAGGGCCAAGAGUGUGAAUGAUGGGUGUGUGUGUGUGUGGUGUCUUGUCUGUGCCGCCCCGUGAGGAAGGUAUGGAGGUAGAUAGUAUGACGCAAUCAUCAGUCAUCAUAAAUAUUGCACAGUUCAGUGAAGUAAUGCAGACCUUAUUUUUAUAUUAUUUAUAGCAGUGGUUGCAUAUGUAUCUAUAAUCUAUAAUAACCUAUUUUUAUAUUACACUAAACUUUAAAAAAUUUCCAGAUA